GGAAAUGUCACUUCCGAAAACACGUGCAACAACUCAAAUGGAAAGUUAGGUGAGCCUUCAGCCUCUGUUGGGCUUCCCAAUAGUAAUGGACCAACCAACAACUCCUCUUCUGCGCCACCUGGAGGGCCACCACUUAAUGGAAAUGAACUCACUGGCCAACUGCCUAAUUGUACAGAUGAGGCUUUGAUUGCCAACGCAAUAGGAGGUGCUACUGGCGGACUUGCAUCAAACUAUGCUGCAGCUGCUGCCAAGGCUGCCGCCAGCGCAGUUGUCACUGAACGUCAGUUGGCCGAGGUCGCUGCGCAUGCUCGAGACCUUGAGACAACACUUGCCACUAUGCAGAAAGAAUUAUGUAGAGGCCAAGAACAGGUGUGUCCUAGUCUGCAUGUUUAG
Molecule: messenger RNA, 393 nt
Organism: Protopolystoma xenopodis
Lineage: Eukaryota; Metazoa; Platyhelminthes; Monogenea; Polystomatidea; Polystomatidae
Source: the annotation of a GenBank genome assembly